Messenger RNA from Girardinichthys multiradiatus, 8217 nucleotides. RefSeq names its product synapse defective 1, Rho GTPase, homolog 2 (C. elegans) (gene syde2). Gene Ontology annotation, biological process: signal transduction. The transcript has 8 exons. The record is from RefSeq and is a predicted model, not a curated record. Bases 63 to 4919 code for a protein of 1618 amino acids. Lineage: Eukaryota; Metazoa; Chordata; Actinopteri; Cyprinodontiformes; Goodeidae.
UUUUCCCCGAUGAGGCUCGGCCGGUAGUUUUGCUCACAGGGCUGGAUUUUACGACAGAGAGAAUGAGCACGUACGAGAAUUACGUAGAAGCAGCGCUGGUGCAAACAGAGGGGGUUACAUCAGUCCCAGAGAGUCGCGCAGCGGAGGUGGUCGGCUCACGUCCCCAGGAGCCGAGCAGCGGGGGCAGGGUUCACGUUAAUCAGCAGCUCGGGGUCUCACUUCAAAGAGAGGCGCAGUUUGGUGGCAAUGCGUUCAGGGCCGUUGACAGGAGCCUCCGAGAACCCAGAUCUGCGGGGAUCUCACUCGAAGGGCCACAUGUGCAAAUUAAACGCUUCGUUUCGGCGCCGAGGCAGCGCAGCGUUGGGGACUCAAUCGGGUUCGGGGACGGCUCUGGUCAUGCGCUACACCGAGCGCAGGUACGGGCGCAGGCAGGGGUCGUUAGAGCUGCUGUGGCUUGGGUUGCUGAUGGUGAGGGGGCAGAGAUCAGGAGCCGGGGAUACUCCCGGCACAUGGCAGGGACUGUAGUAGCAAUUCACGCAAACAACACCUGGAAUUUUGACAGCCCUGCUUUGGAGGGAUACACGCAAAAUUGUUUGCAUCCAAGCUCAGAUGAAAAUGUUAUAAUUAGAAGCAUUGAAAGUUAUAAGUCUGGUUGUGUAAGGCUCAACGGAGAGACAGCUGGAUGCCCUCAGAGCCCAACCGUUUUCCCUACUGACUUACAAAUUUGUGACUUUAAAAUGCAAUCUAUUUGCACCACGGAGGGGUCACUGAGGUACCCUUUAGAUAGUGAGGAUGACGAUUAUUACGAUAAUGAAAUUCUGCCCUUUUACAAAACAGUUCAACCAAAAACUGAUGCUAGAUUGGAGAUUGCAGACCUGCAGGAUAAAGGGCAGGUAGAUGAUGGUGAUAUAGCCCAGGAAACAGAUAGGCUUACAACGCAGCUGCAAGAGGCCUAUUAUCUUCUCAUCAAUGCUAUGAAUGAUAUCAGUGGCGGUUUAGAUGAGCAGCAAGCCACCUCUUCCUGUAGUGGUCAUUCGAGGGAUAGCCUGUGCUCCAGGCUCUCUGUCAAAAACACAGACAGUGACUCCUGGUCCUCAGGAGGUAACCACAGUUCUCAGCAGCUGUCUGACACAGAAUCACUCCUGCUCUGCCUUACUGGAAACCAGGAGUCAAAUGCAAGGCUGAUCAGUAAGAGCAUGUCCAGCUUGUCAUUGACCAAAAGACCCACAUUACUUCGAUCUGCCAGUGAUGGAGUUAUCAGGUAUAAAGACCUACCUUCAUCGUGUUCUCCGGUAACCAGACUGGAAAGUGUAGAAGCCCAUUAUGAUAAAAAAGCUUCGGAGUUAAAAAAACAUGAUGGGGCUGAAAUCUCAGAAGCAGGUGAGCUGUCUGAACCUGAGGUGCUUUGCAGUGCCAUCAGCAGUGAGGAGCUGCUGCAAAAAGCUGGAGGUGAGGAGGAGCAUGGCGGGCAGCUAAAUGAGAGCAUUGGCUCGGUCAACAGCCUCACAGGUUCUACCGACAGCAACAGUGAAGCAGCAACUCAUUGGGGUCAGGAGAGCAAGCAGGAGCAGGCUGAGGUACGGGCACAGGUGGUCUACUCAGUCAGCAAAGGCCUUGGUGUUACUGUGAACAAGAUGCAAGAGUGGAUGCACAAGGGUCGCCUGCUGUCGUCUGAGAUGAAGCAGCGCAUUGAGGGUUCAUCUUUACCCCCUGGUGGAGGCCAGAGCCAGGAUUGGUCCACCUUUCAGGCUAACCUCGGGGGCUACAAACCAGAGGCCCAGGUUCGAGGGAGUAAAUCGGUCAAGGCUAAGUCCUCUACAAUCAAGUCAGCAAGACAGCAGCGGCAGCCAGCUUUCAUUGAGAAUUUCCAAACCCCAUGUGCUAACGGAAUAGAGGCAGGCAGACCGACCAACGAUCCUUCAUCAUGGAGCCCUCAGCUCACCACCACUAUCACUGUGUCCAAAAAGCGCAACUGGCUGCAGCAGAGCUCCCAGGCAAAGAGUCAGUGCACCAAGGAUGAGCUGCAGGGCAUGCUGGGAGCUGAGGAAAGCAGCCCGGGCUCCCAUCAGCUGGCACCUCCUCCCAGUCCCUCGCCAGAAUUUGUCAGAUCCACAAGUGGAGCACCGUCACGGCCAGUACUUCUGCAGAUCCCUCAGCGAGUUGGUCAGUCUAAAGUGUCUCCUUAUCGGAACGUGGACCCGUCUGAAGAGAACGAUGCAGAUGACGAGGGGGAGAUUUGGUACAACCCAAUCCCAGAAGACGAUGAACCGGAAAUUUCCCGUCGGCCUUGCAUUCGGCUGGUCUUCCCACCACUAGACGAAGCACAGAAGAGGCCCGGUAGGGGAAUGGAUGUCGCUCAGGGUGGCUGGAAUGGGGAGGGUGCCAGCGUGCUGGAGGGAGUCGUGGAAGGUCUUGGUAGUCGUUCUGGAGAUCUAACUCAGGGGAAUGCUGCACAUUCCACGGAGGCGCUAAAUCUGCACAGACAGAUGCUUUCGUGCAAGCUUCCAGAGGAGGGGGGGCCCUCCUCGAGCAGACCAACAGAUGGACUGGACCUGCCCACUGUUGUUAGCUUCUCACCUCCCUCCAGCCCAAACCCAACCAAGAAAAGCAGCUCCAUCAAUUGGUCCUUCCCAGACAAGAUUAAGUCCCCACGCACAGUCAGGAAGAUUUCCAUGAAGAUGAAGAAGCUCCCCGAACUUAGCCGAAAACUCAGUGUCAAAGGGACCCAAAAUAGCACUACAAGUAGCAAUGGAAACAGUCAGCUAGAGCCAAGGGCCUAUUCUCCCCGGGCAAACGGUAGUGGGUCUGAGGCUGUCACCCAUAAUUCAUGCCCUUCUCGAUUAGCUCCAUCUGGAGGCGGGCAGGCCAGCUGUAACGUCAUCUCACGCUACCACCUAGACAGCAGCGUGUCAACACAGCACAGCUUCAACAAGAAGAAAAGUAAUGGCAGCUCAAAGUCGGCCAGCAAAGGUGGCUACCUCAGUGACGGUGACUCACCAGAGCUGGUUGCCAAAUCUGGGAAACAUGGAUCUGGUGAGGGAAAGGGCGGGAAAGGCAAGGAGACUGAGGGAGGAAGUUCAAGACUUAAUGGCGCUGAGCUGGACAUUGAUGCUUUUCGUCAUUACAGCUUCACAGAUCAGCCGAAGUGCAGCCAGUACAUCUCUGGACUGAUGAAUCUCCAUUUUUAUGGUGCUGAGGACCUCAAACCUCCACGCAUUGACUCACGAGAUGUUUACUGUGCAAUCCAGGUUGACUCAGUUAAUAAAGCACGAACCGCUCUUCUUACCUGUCGAACAUCCUUCCUGGAUAUGGAUCACACCUUUAACAUUGAAUUAGAGAACGCCCAGCACCUCAAGCUGGUGGUGUUUAGUUGGGAACCCACACCAAAACGGAACCGUGUCUGCUGCCACGGAACAGUGGUGCUGCCCGCGCUCUUCAGAGUGACGCGUACCCACCAGCUGGCAGUGAAGCUGGAGCCGCGGGGGCUGAUCUACGUCAAGCUGAGCCUGAUGGAACAGUGGCAGAACUCGCUGGACGGUGGGCCAGAUGGAGACAGGGAGCUGCAGGUGUUCGGUGUGGAGGUGUGGCGGGUUGUGGAGAGGGAGAACACCGGGCUGAUGGUGCCACUGAUCAUAUCGAAGUGCAUCAAUGAGAUCGAGAGGAGAGGCUGCCAGGUGGUGGGUCUCUAUCGCCUGUGUGGCUCUGCAGCGGUGAAAAAGGAGCUGCGUGAGGCGUUUGAGAGAGACAGCCAAGGCGCGGAGCUGUGUGAAAACAUGUAUCCUGACAUCAAUGUCAUCACAGGAGUACUGAAGGACUACCUGCGUGAACUUCCAUACCCUCUGAUCACCAAGCAGCUGUAUGAGGCAGUGCUGGAGACUAUGGCCACCAGGCCUCUCAAGAUGGGAGCUGCGGGGUGCGAGAAUGAUCAGGCAGACUCAGAGUAUACCGUGACCCUGCUGGAAAUCCUACCGGAAGUGGAGAGGAUGACUUUGCAGAAGCUUCUCGACCACUUGAAGCUUGUGGCAUCCUACCAGGAAAUGAACAAGAUGACAUGUCAGAACCUGGCAGUGUGCUUUGGCCCAGUGCUGCUUAGCCAGCGUCAGGAGGCUUCCUGCCAUACCAACCGCGUCUUCAUCGACUCAGAGGAGCUCGCGAGCGCGCUGCACUUCAAAAAGCACAUUGAAGUCCUGCACUACCUGCUGCAGCUCUGGCCAGUUGUGGACCCAAAUGACCAGUCCUCCUCCCGGCCCCCUGCAGCCUCCAUUUCUCCGGCCCCCUUUGACCUUCUGUCAGCCCCUCCUCUGAGACGUAGAAAAGAGCGCCCCCAGUUUCUAAAUCUCAGCGAAGCAGAGAUGGCAGGUGUCCUGCGGCCUAAACCAGGACGUCUCGACAGCCCCAGCAACAGAUAUGCUGGUGACUGGAGUUGUUGUGGUGAAAACUAUUUCCCCUCUGAAAUACUGCUGCCUCCCAGCAAAGAAGAGGCAGAUUAUGACGAUGUGCCCUCUGAGAAUACAGAGGUGGCUGAGGAGGUCCACGAGAAGGACACAGCAGAGGAAGAUAGGCAGACGAAGGUCACAAGUCCUGUAUCUGAUUCUGUCGGGGAAGGAGUAUCUCAAAGAGAGGAGGCAGAAAAGGAGGAAAAGGGGGAAGAAGGGGAGGAGGAAAUAGAAAGCAAGAGUGAUAGUUCAAACAACAAGAAGGCUUUUGAAGAGGAGGAGACGGAGGAGAAAGUCUAUAACCACAUCCUGACAGCUCGGCUGCCUAAAGAGCACACUUACCAGGCCUAUAUGAAGAUCCAGGACAUCAGUCCUGUUCUGAGUAACAGGGUGAACCUGAGAGACCUGCAGGAGAGCAUUGACACUCUAAUAGGAAACCUGGAACGAGAGCUCAACAAAAACAAGCUUAACGUUGGAUACUGACUACUACACAGGCACACACAUAUGAAUUUGUAGACUACUAAACACAGAUGAGGUUUGAGAAGGACCUACAUUGCUGAUUAAGGUGCUUCGCAAACAGCCACAGUGUUUCCACAGGGAUCCUGUGGAUUGUGGUGCUGCUGUAAUAAGUUACAAGGUGAGAGGAGAAGAAAUGAAACAGGGCACUUGUAGAAUUUCUACCUUACCCACAGACAUUCCAUAAAGUUUGUUUUUCUUUGGUUUUGUCAUGUGUCAUACAUCAUGAUGUUUUUGUUGGUUUGUAUUAUUCCUGUUCUGUGUUCCAUAUUGUUAUUGUUGCUUUUCUUCUUAUUAGAAGAGCCCAUUGACCCCUCGGGGGUCUAAAAGGUGCCUUAAUUGUGUGAAGGUGGCGUGUCAAGAGGAACAUCCAGCCUGAAUGAAAAUACAUUAUCUCCUGAGAGCUUGAUUAAACAAAAUAAAAUCUUUUAAUUUAUUAAUCAUUGGUUUCACUAAAAAGCUAUAUUUGUUUUAUUUACAGCAGGUACAAACCUACCCCCAUUGCAUUAUAAGGCUCCACAACCUAUUGAAGCAAUUUUACGCAUCACUUUAAAACUGACUACAGUCUCGAUGCUUUCAGAUGAAGUUCUUGUGUCUGAACCUAUGUGUCCGUUUUACAUUUAAAGCAACCUCGUUGUAAGUUAAUAAAGUUGACUGGAUGUUGUUGUUACAGCUAUUAAAUUUGAUCUGACUGCGUAGUUAACAUAAAACAUAUUAUAUAUUUGAUCCUAUUGGAACAAAGUACAGAUCUGUCCUAAUAUCAUGACUCAGGCGCUGUUCUUAAUGUUCCAAACUGUUCCAGAGCUGCUUUUACUGCCUGUUUUAAUCAGUGUUGAUAAAAAAAAAAAAAGGUUUUAGGAGAAACAUGACAUUUUCUUUUAUUAAGGUGGAUUUCCUUUUUAAGGCAACCGAGAGGUUUUGUGUUGAGGUAUAAAAAUAUUAUACAACAAUAAUGCACUUAUUAGGCAGGUAGUAGUGUAGCUUGUUAACUUGCUUUACAGAGUUAAAAUGAUUCUGACUGUGAUCUGAAUAAAGUGAGAAAAUGGGCCACCUGAAAGCUCCUCUUAAAGAGAAAUAAAAAAUAAACAUGGAUUUCAUAUCUCAUGUUUGAGGUCAAGCAAGCAGCUAACUGUUAAAUUCACAUCUGAUUUCUUGAUAGAUGGGAAUUUUAACAUGUUCUUUGGUAACCUAAGAUGUAAGUUGCAGCAAGAGAGAAGAUAGUGUUGCUUAGCUUAUUUUAGCUUAGCAUGAAAGCUAGAACUAACUAGCCUAGUUUUGUAUAAACAAUAAAUAAAUUGUCUUUAUGCUUCCCUAGAAUAGGCUAAAAUGUCUGUCUUAUCUGUUUAUAUUUGGUAAAUAAAUAUAGGAUGCAGAAGGAGAGAAGUCAGCUAUGCUUAGCUUGUUUUUUGUUGAGCUAGCCCGUCUUUGGAAAAAACAACUUUUUCUUCAUGCUUUUCUAAAACAAGCUAAAACGAAUGUGGGGUUAGUCCUCUAUUCUAAAACAAAAGACCAUAAGCUAAGUAGUUAAACAGAUGAUGUUAACAUCAUUUUUCCACAGUGAAAUUUAGGAAGCCUCAUCCAGGUAGCAUCUGUUACCUUGCUGCCUAAAGCAACAAAGGAGGUGUUUAGCAAACCAGGGAUUCAGAGUGAUCAGUAUUUAACCUGUAUGGAUAUGUAUAUAAUUAUAUAAAUGUAUUUGGUGUAUAUUAUUUUUACAUCUUAUAUUUCAAUUGUGUAUUUAAAAAACGUCUGAUGACCUUAUAGGGUUGACAAGAGUCACGUAAAUCUCCCUUUGAGCUACCUGUACACAUCUUAAUGUGCUGGACUAAUGGUACAACUUUAGCUGUAAAAUAUAUGAUACAAUCAACCUAUUGGUAUUUUUAUUAUUUUGUGUAUAUAUUUGAGCUAAUUUGUGUCUGGUGGACUAAGCUGUGUUGGUGACUUUUGGUGUUUUUUUUACGGUACUGAACGUUGCAUGGUCAAAAGCUUUACCAACAUAAGCAAGGCUCUGUCUCAUCUUCCAUUGUAUUUCAUAUUUAUGUGUAAAAUAAGACUAUUUUAUAAUGUAUGCAUAUUUGUGUGACCACUUGUUACUUAGAUCUAACUGAUGAUUGCAUUAAAUUUUCUUUCAAAGGACCUUGAGGCAGAGAUUGAUUUGGUCUGUAAGAUGCACAAGGUCUUUUUAAAAUACAAUAGCAUAGUCAAAGAGUGACUGCAUUAUUACCGAAUGAUUUCCUCUGAACAAGGUAAAAGAGUUUGUUAAAUUUUAAAGUUAUAUCUCAGAUUUCAAGAUAAAAAAAUAUUUUAUAAUUAUUUAAAAAUAGAUGUUAAAUUAAAGGAAAACUGUAACAAAAAUAUCAGUUUCUUAUGAAUGAUUGAAAAAGCAUGAGGCUUGCUGACACGAUUUAGUAAUUGUGAUUUUUUUCAACUGCCUUAUCAGAAAUAAUUGUCUAUUUCAGCCAAGAAUAGAUGGAGUCACAGGCGUUUUCCACAGAUUGGUUUGUGGUUCUGAUUUUUUUGGGAGUCAGGAAUUGAAAAGUUGGAGAAGUUUGGUGUUAUUGAAAUCAAAUAGUUGUGUCAAAGCUGACUUACAGUGACAGCGUGUAAUCUAUUCUCUAUAACCCUAUAAACAAACCAACUUUAUUUUUCUAGAACGUUCACCUUUAAGGAAGCAGGCCAAACUAACUAAAAAUAAGUCCUAAAGUUAAAAAGUAUGUUUUUCAGAGGAUUUCUCAUGUUGUCUCACAGUGUGACAACAUCUGACAAUCUUACUUAGUAUUUGCAUGCUAACCUGCUGAGGGAACCUAAUGAAACAUCCUCAGCAGGGUUACUUUUAAACCAUCUGCCUGCAAAGAAAAGAAAAACAAAAUAGAGUAUUGUUCAUAGAACUCAUUGAGGGAGAUCAGUUGUUUAUUUUCAUCUAUUUAUUAAAUACCUGCAGAUUGUACUUUAAAUCAAAGAAACAUUUGGCCAACAAAAGGGCACCCAGACUGAUAUGAAGCCUAAGGAUAAAGUUGAUGACACACAGCAUGGACACAUUGUUUACUACACUUUAUCAUUAUAUUGGGUAUUACAAAUUAUAUCUGCAAACAUCUGCUUUCUUUUGCUGCAUCAUGUUUUAGAUAGUAUCUUUUUUUUUUAUCUCGUCCUCUUUGUCCUUUAGAUAAGAAAGUGCCACACUGAACUCAUUACUAAACUGAACAGAUAAGUGCUUUGUAUUCAUCCCGAAAAAUAUGGUCUUAAUAAAGGUACUAUUUUACAUUCA